UAUAAUGCCCGGCCUCUUUGCCACGUUGAAAUACGUACGAUACUCACGGAAUCACUGCUUGCUCCUUAAACAUUCCCGUUUCUCAAUCAUGAAAGUAUUGAGUGUAAUUUGCUUAGCCAUUUUGGCUUUAACAAAUGCUGCUGAUGUCAAAGAAGAAGAAGACGUACUUGUCUUGGGCAACGACAAUUUUGAUUCGGUUAUAGAAAGCACCAAGUUCAUUCUUGUGGAAUUCUAUGCCCCAUGGUGUGGUCACUGCAAAGCUCUUGCCCCAGAAUAUGCCAAGGCUGCCAAAGCACUCAAGGAAGAGGGUUCUGAUAUUAAGCUCGGCAAACUUGAUGCCACAGUUGAGACUAGUGUGGCUGAGAAGUUUGAGAUCAGAGGUUACCCCACCCUCAAGUUCUUCAGAGACGGGAAGCCAGUUGAAUACCAAGGUGGCCGAACAUCUACCGAAAUUGUCAACUGGUUAAAGAAGAAGACUGGUCCACCAGCCAAGGCCCUCUCUGGUGUGGAAGAGACUAAAGAGUUCAUUGGUGCUCAGGAAGUUGCUGUUGUUGGAUUCUUCAAGGAUCAAGAGAGUGAGGGUGCCAAAGCUUUUCUGGAGACUGCUGCCUCAAUGGAUGAUGUCGUCUUUGGAAUCACCAGCGAUGAUGCUGUCUUUACUGACCUUAAAGUAGAGAAAGAUAAUGUUGUUUUGUUUAAAAAGUUUGACGAAGGUCGCAAUAACUUUGAAGGUGAACUGAAAGCAGAAGCCAUCAAGACCUUCAUCCAGGGCAACCAACUCCCUCUGGUCGUCGAAUUCACACAGGAAUCUGCACAAAAGAUCUUUGGUGGGGAAAUAAAGAACCAUAUCCUUAUGUUCAUCAACAAGAAGGCUGGAGACUUUGGACAGAAGUUAGAAGAGUUUAGGGAAGCAGCAUCUGGUUUCAAGGGGAAGGUCCUUUUCAUCUGGAUUGAUACAGACCAAGAUGAUAAUGUUAGAAUCCUGGAAUUCUUUGGUUUGACUACUGCUGAUGUGCCAGCUAUCCGUCUUAUCUCCCUUGGUGAUGAUAUGGUCAAAUACAAGCCAGCUGACCGUAAUAUGGACAGAGAUACUGUCAAGACAUUUGUUCAAGACUUUUUGGAUGGCAAACUUAAGCCUCAUUUGAUGUCUGAGGAAGUGCCAGAGGAUUGGGACAAAAACCCAGUCAAGGUUCUUGUAGGAUCCAACUUUGCAGAGGUUGCCAAAGAUAAGACAAAGGGUGUUUUUGUUGAAUUCUAUGCCCCAUGGUGCGGACACUGCAAACAGUUAGCUCCUAUCUGGGACAAACUAGGAGAACAUUUCAAGGAUAAUGCUGAUGUUGUAGUAGCAAAGAUGGAUUCCACCAAGAAUGAGUUGGAAGACAUCAAAAUUCAGAGUUUCCCAACUCUUAAAUACUUCCCUAAGGAUAGUGAUGAGGUUGUUGAUUAUUCUGGGGAACGAACAUUAGAAGCCCUCACUAAAUUCCUUGAAAGUGGUGGCAAGGAAGGCAAUGGCCCAACUGAAGAGGAGUUAGCUGCUCAAGAAGAAAUGCUCAAAGACCUUGAUGGGCAGGAUGUAGAUGAACAAAUUGAUGAAGAGUUCGAGCCUGAAGAGCAAGAGGAACUUGAGAAGCAAGCUGAGGGUGAAGCAAAGAAAGAAGAAGCCAAGAAGGAUGAGUUGUAAUCAAACAAUUAUUCCAAUAGUAUGAGAUGUAUAUAGUCACAACCAGGCAAAACAGUACUAUACCUUGAUUGGCUCAAAACAAGUUGUGAUGUAGUUAUGCCAUAUUUCCCAUCAUAAUGGUGCUACAGUGUGUGCAGUAAAAUGCUGAAUUCUGUAUUGCCUUGGUAACUUGCCUUUAAAAUGGACGACUUGGAUGAGUUCGAAUCUGAGUAUACCAUCUAAUUGAUUGUGUGAAGUAACUCACAUUUUAUUAUCUCUGUUGUAAAAAGACCAGACCUUCAGCUUAUAUUGUAUGAAAUACACCAACAACUUGUUGCAAGUCAUCCAGUAAAUGAAAGCUUUGAACCAUUCUUGGAUACCAAGGCCUGCUUUAUACCAAAAGUCACACCUUUAGGAAUAUAGUUAUAUAUAGAUUAAUGCUGUUAUUAAAAAACAGAUAUUACAAAUGCAUUAUGUGACACUUAUUUAUAGUUAAAAUGAUACAUUUAAUAAAUGGUUACAUCUGUUCAUGUCUUCAACUAUUAGAGAUUAUUUUUUUAACUCAGAAAACUAAUGUUUUCUGCGUUGCUUAUUGCAAAGUUGAAUUUUGCUAUUGUAAGAAUUCCAAGUUUUAUUUAGUUGGAUUUUUACUUUUACAGUACAUUCAGACAUUUUCAGCCACAAGUCCAUUAUGUUAAGGACCAUGUGCAUUCUGUAAUAAGUACUCUUUACAGAAAGUUCAAAUAAAAUAAUAAUUUAAAGAG
This is a messenger RNA of Lingula anatina, 2424 nucleotides long. Its product is annotated as protein disulfide-isomerase 2. The record is from RefSeq and is a predicted model, not a curated record. Gene Ontology annotation, biological process: response to endoplasmic reticulum stress; protein folding. Gene Ontology annotation, cellular component: endoplasmic reticulum. NCBI's taxonomy places the organism in Eukaryota, Metazoa, Brachiopoda, Lingulata, Lingulida, Lingulidae. Gene Ontology annotation, molecular function: protein disulfide isomerase activity.